Messenger RNA from Xyrauchen texanus (razorback sucker), 3505 nucleotides. Its product is annotated as gliomedin-like. Gene Ontology annotation, cellular component: cell surface. Gene Ontology annotation, biological process: signal transduction. The transcript is spliced from 10 exons. Bases 236 to 1888 code for a protein of 550 amino acids. The record is from RefSeq and is a predicted model, not a curated record. Lineage: Eukaryota; Metazoa; Chordata; Actinopteri; Cypriniformes; Catostomidae.
UCCCAGAAACUCUCAGUUGCACACAGACCUGGAACAAGGACUUCAAUUGUCCUCUCACUUCUGGACACCAUGUCCUUCCCACUAAUUUAAGGGGAAUAGUCUACACUUCUAUUAUUGAGCCUUACUUUUGAGAUCUGUGAGCUUUGCAGUUUGUAAAACUGAAGCAAAUUUAGAAGUCUAAAGAGACUUUUUGAAUUUUCUGAGAAGGGGUUCUCUCUAGGACUCUUAAGUCGGAAUGCUGGAUCCAUUGGCAGAGUUGAGGAGAACUGGAGGCUUCAGGCAGUGUGGUGGCCGGAUGUCCUGGCAGGUGCGUUGGGCUCUGUUCAGCAUGUGUGUACUGAUGUUAAUAAACUCUGCCGGCCUGGUGCUGCUCCUGGUCCAGCAGAGAGAACUGUGGGCUCACCUGAACAAGGUGGAGGAGCAGAUGGUGGAGAUAUCUCAGAGUUCUGUUGUGGAGUUCAUGACGCAAGUGAAUGGAGAUGAGGCAGAGUUUCAAUACUCCAAAAGCAAGCGCAGACGGCAGCAUCGGGGGACUCGGCCGAUUGUAGAUGGCGAGGCGGGUCUGGAGGAUGAAGUCUUGGGUGAUUUACAGUAUCAGCGUCAGCAGAGACAUGGGCAGCUUCUCCAACACAAAACACAAGAGCAGGAUGGCAUGAUGAUGAUGAUGACCUACUCCAUGGUGCCUGUUCAAAUUCUGCUGGACAUUUGCAACAGCACUAAAGGAGUUUGUCUGACUGGACCACCAGGACUUCCAGGCUUGCCGGGUAUGGACGGAAUGCCGGGAUUUAAUGGAACAGAUGGAAUUCCAGGGUUGCCCGGAGUGCAUGGAAAACGAGGGAAAAUAGGUCCUCCAGGUGAGAAUGGCAAGCCUGGUGAGAAGGGAGAGAAAGGCGAUCCUGGACCCCUGGGACCCCCAGGAGAAAAGGGAGAACCUUCAAAUGAUGUCAUUAUAGAAGGUCCACCUGGUCCAGUGGGACCCCCUGGCUUCCCUGGUCCACCUGGCCCUCCAGGCCUCCCUGGGCCCCCGGGGCCCCCAAGACACAGGAACCACAGAGCGCAUGUCCACAUGGAGUCUGUGGGUCACCUGAAUUCAGUCCCAAACGAUGACAACAUCAGCCAGAAAAUGGCAUCAUGGAAGAGGAAUGAUUGCAUGAUAAAGUCCGUGCUGAACCCCAGACACCUGAUGAAAAUGAGCAACACGUUUGGAGCUUGGAUGAUGGACACCGCAGCUCAGGGUGAUGAGAAGAUCUGGGUAGCAGAACAUUUCUCAGGACGUAUCAUAAAGGAGUAUAACAGCAUUGCAGCGUUCCAGAACAGCAGCAGUGAAUCCAUUGACGUCAGGAAGUUUUUCCAAGGUUGCGGCCACAUUGUACAUAAUGGCUCCAUAUUCUACCACAUCGCUGGAACCUCUAAUAUUGCAAAGUUUGACCUUCAUACAAAGAUCUUACACACACUGAGUAUUGAAAACACCCUGUAUCACAACCUGUCCUACCUCCUUCAGAACUCAAAGACGUAUUUUAAAUUAGCAGUGGACGAGAACGGUCUGUGGAUCAUGUUUGCCUCCAGCAUUGACGACAACAUUAUGGUGGCUCGGAUGGAUGAGAAGACGUUCUCCGUCACCAGCUACAUCAACACCACCUACCCCAGGACCAAAGCUGGAAACAUGUUUAUCGCUUGCGGGAUCCUCUACGUCACGGACACUAAAGACACAAAGGUGACCUACGCAUUUGACCUCCUGAAAGAAAAGCCUGUCAGUGUCAGCUUGGAUCUGAGGGCACCUGGAGGAGUUCUCGCAAUGAUCUCAUACAACCCCAGAGACAAACAUCUGUACGUGUGGGACAGCAGCUAUGUCAAGUCGUACCAAGUUCAGUUUCUGUCUGAUGAAUAAUUGGAGUACUUUGUUAUUUGCAGCGUUUUGUUUUGUCAAGUCUUUUAGUAUUUUAUUGCAAAUAAUAACUAAUCAUGACAUUUUUGCCUAUAUGCAUAUCAAUGUUUCUUGUUUCUUGAGCAGAUGAUUAAUCAAGAAUACAUUGUUAAUCUAGUAAUAGAGUCAAUGCUGUAAAUAAGAUAUGUUAAUCGUCAUAUUCAUAUAUUUAUUUUUUAUGAUUUUCUUUUUUGUUUGCUAACAUGGGUUUAAAGUAAACAUGAGGGAAGUUUGCCCUCUCAAAGAGCUAUUUCUGACCAGUGUGCAAAACAGAACUAGAAAAGCUUAUAUUUACAAUAGAAAUGUCCAGAUGAUUUGAGAUUUAACUCAUUUAAAUGACUUUUCCAGGCCUGGAAAUCCCCAUUUUAAAACUCCCUCAUAUAUCCAGGUUUCCAUGACCGUGGGAACCAUGUUCAAAUAAUACAUUUCAAUAGUCUCUCUUAAAAUCGCAAUGUGAAUGUACUUGAAUGAAAUAGGAUAUUCAACCAGAGACAAAAUGCAUGACAGGAUUUACAUUUAUCCAUCGCUAAUUGAAAAAAUAAAGUGUCCGUUUCAUAACGGACUGGAGCCAGACCUAAAAAAAUAUGUUUAUGCAAAUAUUGUAAAUGCCUAAUAAAUUUCAAACAAAUUAAUAGCUUGCCUAAAUACAUUUUUCAAUUUAGACUUUAGACAUUUAUUAGUAACAACUUAGUAAAUCCAACACUACUUACGUCUUAAUAUAAUGAAAUAAACGUGAAUACCACCUAACAAAUACUAAACAAUCCAAUAACUGGAAUAGCUCAAAUUUACACUUUAAACAAUUUUAACAAGCAAUUAAUAUGAAUAUUGAAACAACAUUAGUUAUAUUACAUUCUACACAAAAAUAAGCCAUUUAAUAAGAUGUAAAUUAUGACUAAGAUAGCCUUACUUUACAUUAUUAAUGACUGUUUUAAUCAUGCUUAAUUAGUGCAUUCUUGUGGAUCCUUAAAAUAGUGUUACCCAUUUUUUUCCAUUGGAAUAUUAUACUGACGAAUUGUUGCCAAAAACGCGUAUUAAUACCGUUAAUAGGGUCAGUUACCGUUUCAUGUUGACUUUAAAUUCUAGAUGUUGUGUUACACUGCCAGUAUGUAUGAAAUGUUUCAGGUUCAGGUUUCACUGCAUGCUUGUAUUUGUAGCUACAAAUGUGUGGAAACAAAUAAAUCCUGAAAUAUCUGAAUCGAAAGUCGUAUGGUGUUGAAAGAGCAAAAGUGAAACGACUUUCUUGAAAUAAAAAGAAUUUAUUCAACUUACAAAGGUAAAACUUUGACCAUGACAGAACAACCUGUUCCUUCAGAAAUAUCAACCAGUGUAUUUUAGGGUUCGAAUUUUCACACACGCACAGAUCAGGCCAACCAAUAGAUACACAUCAGACCAUCUGUCGAACAUUUAUAUACGUACAGUAGACGUAGUGUCCAGCAAUUCAGACUCAAACACAAAUAGGAAUUUAAUAAAUACCACAUACAUCAAACCAAAUAUAUACGACUAUUCCAGCAGGUAAGAGUAAAAACAAAAAACAAAUAUGAAAACUAAAAGCAUGUUGUGUUUGUACAAGCUAUUGUUAUA